GGACAUCACAAGAGCUUAAAUAGUAGCAGAGGAAAGUACGCCUGAUCGGUCGCGACAGAAAGUCUCUUCAGAGACUAUCCACGGAGAACAAACGAGAGAAAACCAAACGAGCGAGACGAUAUGUACAAGCUUGCCGUACUAGCUUCAGUGGCUCUUGCCGCUUGGGCUCUGCCACAUCCCGCUUAUGGACCCGGGGUCGCACCACUAGCGUACGCUGCAGCCUCACCUAUCGUAGCCAAAAUCGCCGAGCCUAUCUAUCCUCCACAGCCGUACUCAUUUGGCUACGAAACGGUAGACGAGUACGGAACAAAAAGUGCCCGGCAUGAAGAGUCUGAUGGGCACAACAACAAAAAGGGUUCAUAUUCCUUCACCGACGCUCAUGGCAUCUCGCGUCGUGUUGAUUACGUCGCCGAUGCGGCAGGUUUUCGCGCCACCGUCAAUACGAACGAGCCUGGGACAGCGCCCUCGGCACCGGCUGCAGCACUCUUCAAUGCCCCUUCACCGCUUAAAAAAGUUGCGGUAGCAGCAGCCGCUCCGAUUGCCGCUUAUGCGCACGCUCCAACCUACGGGCGCCCUCAUCAUAUCUAGUGUGAAAUCGAUUCCCUAAAGAGAGAAGUUACCAAUUUUUAGUUAUUCUGUAUAUUGUAGCUCCUGAGGUCUACGUUUCUUUAAACAUAUCGACAUGACCCCUUAAGAACUGAAUAUCAUGUCGGCUUAAUAAAUGCUCAAUAGAGCACGUAUGCCUUUUGUCCUAAAAGA
This is a messenger RNA of Varroa destructor (honeybee mite), 759 nucleotides long. RefSeq names its product cuticle protein 10.9-like. The record is from RefSeq and is a predicted model, not a curated record. Gene Ontology annotation, cellular component: chitin-based extracellular matrix. Gene Ontology annotation, molecular function: structural constituent of chitin-based larval cuticle. Lineage: Eukaryota; Metazoa; Arthropoda; Arachnida; Mesostigmata; Varroidae.